Molecule: messenger RNA, 3439 nt
Organism: Bufo bufo (common toad)
Lineage: Eukaryota; Metazoa; Chordata; Amphibia; Anura; Bufonidae
Gene: MAN2B2
Product: mannosidase alpha class 2B member 2
Exons: 19
Coding region: 21-2975 (984 amino acids)
Biological process (GO): mannose metabolic process
Cellular component (GO): lysosome
Molecular function (GO): carbohydrate binding; alpha-mannosidase activity
Source: RefSeq, a predicted model, not a curated record
UUCCGGGUUCUGGCGGCAGAAUGUGGCCGCUGCUGCUCGUCCUCCUCUCCGUGUGUGGAGCUGUCACCUCUGCAGACCCCAUUCAUGUCUUUGUCAUCCCCCACAGCCACAUGGACGUCGGCUGGGUGUAUACAGUGCAGGAGAGCAUGCAUGCCUACGCUGCCAACGUUUACACGACAGUAGUGGAAGAGCUGAUAAAGGCCAAGCAUCGCAGGUUUAUUGUGGUUGAGCAGGAAUUUUUUCGCUUGUGGUGGGAUACGGUGGCCGGAGAAUUUCAGAAGCAACAGGUGCAUCAGCUGGUACGGGAGGGACAAUUGGAGUUCAUUAUUGGGGGGCAAGUGAUGCAUGAUGAAGCCGUGACCACAGUGGAUGAUCAGAUCAUACAGCUAACAGAGGGCCAUGGAUUUUUGUAUGAAACAUUUGGAGUAAGGCCCCAGUUUUCUUGGCACGUGGAUCCCUUUGGAGCUUCUGCCACCUCACCUACCAUUUUCUCCAUGUCUGGAUUCAAUGCCCACCUUAUUUCCCGCAUUGAUUAUGACAGUAAGGCUGCCAUGCAGGAUUCCAAGAAGCUGCAGUUUGUUUGGCGAGGCUCUCGCUCCUUAUCUGAGAAGCAGGAGAUCUUUACGCAUGUCAUGGACCAGUUCAGUUACUGCACCCCUUCUUACCUGCCGUUUACUAACAGAUCCGGAUUUUAUUGGAAUGGAGUAGCUCUGUUUCCUGAUCCACCAAAGGACGGUAUUUAUCCUAACAUGAGUCUCCCAGUUACAAGUGACAGCAUUCACCAGUAUGCAGAAACCAUGGUGAAGAACAUAAAGAUGCGAGCCGCCUGGUUUAGAAGCAAUGAUGUUUUGUGGCCCUGGGGGUGCGACAAGCAGUUCUUCAAUUCUUCUGUCCAGUUUAAUAACAUGGAUUUAUUACUGGAAUAUAUCAACAGUAAAGCAGAGUUUGGAGUGACUGUACAGUAUGCAACGGUUGGAGAAUAUUUUACUAAUUUAUACAACAGGAAUAUAACCUGGGAGAUUCGAGGUAGUCAGGAUUUCCUCCCUUACUCUUCAGAUGUAUUUCAAGCCUGGACAGGAUUCUUUGCAUCCCGAAAUGUCCUUAAAGGGGUAGCGCGCAGAGCCAGCUCACUGCUGUAUGCGGGGGAGUCUGCAUUCACUCGGUAUCUGAUGAAGUAUCCAUCUGGUGCAGUCUGCAAGAUGUGGGCACUGGAACAACUGCGGGCUCUCAGAUGGGCUGUCUCAGAGGUCCAACAUCAUGAUGGCAUCACAGGCACAGAGUCUCCAAAGGUCAGAGAUAUGUACAUAGCGCACUUACAUGAAGGAAUGACUGGUGUACGAAAACUGAUGGAAGCCAUCGUUAUGGACCAGUUCAGCUAUGAGAAGACUGAAUAUUCUGAAGGCCUCAUACAUAUUACUGUCUAUAACCCAUUGGCAUGGAACAUGACCACAUUUAUUAGCGUGGCGCUGAAUACCUCCGUCACAGCUGUGUACGAUGAGCUCGGUCAGCUUGUGCCAGCACAGAUCCACAACUCCAGUGAUCCCAGUCAUGCUUUUGAUCUGUAUGUGCUUGUUGUGCUGCCGGGUCUGGGCUAUAGGAGGUAUUUUAUAAAGUCAGAGAAUGCAGAGCCGCGUAAGGAGACAGUUCACAUGGGGAGACAGUCAUCACCUAGCAGAAAAAACAGCAAAAGCAGGAUGAUGCCUUUGUCCAACGACUGCUACACUCUAUGGAUAGACCUGAGCACUAACAUGCUUGUCAGCAUAACAGAUAGGGAGAGGAAUUACACAGUCCAGACUGCCCAGGAAUUUUUGGAAUACAAUGCAAAUGGGGAUACUGGUGCUGGGCCAAUAUCCGACAACUACAUGUUUUUUACAAAUGGAUAUGCUGCUUCAGUAGCCAAGUCUGUAGGGCUGGAGAUUGUGACUGGGACACUAGUGACUGAAAUCCGACAGUACUUUUACAGGGAUAUCAGCCAGCAGAGUUACAUGUAUGCCAUAUUCUCCAGACUUUACCAUGUCCCCGAUGGCUACGACAAGAUGCUGGCUUGUCGAGCCAUCGAGCAGCAGUACCGAGUUGGCCCUCUGGAGCUCAAUCGUGAAGCCAUCAUCAGAAUACAAACCAAUCUUCAGAACAGUAAGAGGAUUUACACAGAUGACAAUGCGUACCAGAUGCAAGCAAGAGAAUUCAAGAUCUACAAUAGCAACACAGUGGCAAGGAACUUUUACCCAAUGGUCCGUACAGCAUAUAUUGAAGAUGAGAAGACGAGACUUGUCCUGCUAUCUGAAAGAUCACAUGGAGUCUCCAGUCAAGAUAAUGGCCAAGUGGAGAUUAUGUUGCAUAGAAGAUUGUGGAACAACAUGGAAUGGGACCUGAACUACAAUCUUACACUGGAUGAUACCUCAGUAGUCAGGCCCACCAUCUGGCUCAUGGUAGGAUCCAAAGAAGUUACGGACUCUUUGCACCAGAGAUUGGGGCUAUGUUUGGAGCAUAAACCAUUGGUGAUGAUAAGUCCACAUACAGGGUGUGGAAAAGCUGAGAAUCGAAUGGUGGAUGAUGUUCCAGUCACUUUGCCACCCAAUAUUAAACUUCAGAUCCUAAGUAUUCCCGGAUGGAAAUAUUCUUCAGACCACACAGAGCAUAUACAUAAUGUGCAUAAAGGUAAAACACGAGAUGAUGCAGAUUUUAGCCGGAUACUGUUAAGAUUGCAGCACCUGUAUGAAGCCGAUGAAGAUCCCAUACUCUCCAGGCCAGCUUCUAUAAAUAUCAAGCUUCUUCUUAAAGGACUGGGGUCUGUGAGAUUGGUGGAAGAACGCUCUCUUACUGGAACCUGGGACCUGACCACCAUGGAGAGAUGGAAGUGGAAGUCCACGCCGAGGAAAGACACUGAUGAGAGAAUACCUAUGAAAAGCAUGGAGGACUUUACAGUUGUUGUUUCGCCGAAGGAAAUAAGAACUUUUUUUGUAUAUUUUCAAUAAGCACUAGCUCCUGUAGUAAGCAGAACAUAGUUAUUAUAUGAUUGCUUUUGUACCAACCUGUUCUGCAGCCCAGAUGAUGUAAAUGGGUAUCUGGUGGUCUUCACUGGUAGCAUUGACCAUUGAUGACCUGGUGGCAAUGAAGCUUUUCUGUGGCCUUGAUUAUUUAUUAUUUCUCCUACUUUUAAGGGCUCAUGCACACGACGGUUGGCUGUUUUGCAGUCCUCAAAUUGCAGAUCCGCAAAACACGGAUACCGGCCCAUAAUAGAACGUCUGGCCCAUAAUAGAACUGUCCUAUGCUUGUCCGUAAUAUGGCGAAUAAUAAGACGUUCCAUUUUUUUUUUUUUUGUGGAACGGCCAUCCAGACAUACGUAAACGGAAUGCACACAGAGUAAAUUCCGUUUUUUUUUAUGCGGAGCCAUUGAAGUGAAUGGAUCAACAUAUGGGCCGCAAAUCAAACAGCACGG